This is a messenger RNA of Mesocestoides corti, 273 nucleotides long. The record is from the annotation of a GenBank genome assembly. Lineage: Eukaryota; Metazoa; Platyhelminthes; Cestoda; Cyclophyllidea; Mesocestoididae.
AUGGAGCAACCUGACAGCCAUCAGGACGUCUACCUUUCCAAAGCGUGCUCUCGCAUCAUCUCAGCGUCCUUACCGGACCCAUCCCCAUUCCCUGACCUCAUGCAACUCAUGUAUUUCACCCUGAAAAGGGACAUUGGCGUCAUUCACAAUGCCAAAUCGGGGCCUUCCACAGCCUACACUGAAUCACUGCCAGUGUCGAACUCACUGCCGCUCAAGUCAGAGUUGGACGAACUGCCACUGCCCGCUCCAGUGUUCCAACUCCGCGUGGAGUGA